Drosophila rhopaloa is the source of this 448-nucleotide messenger RNA. RefSeq lists its product as uncharacterized. The record is from RefSeq and is a predicted model, not a curated record. The coding region runs from base 8 to 349 and encodes 113 amino acids. Gene Ontology annotation, molecular function: odorant binding. NCBI's taxonomy places the organism in Eukaryota, Metazoa, Arthropoda, Insecta, Diptera, Drosophilidae. The transcript is spliced from 2 exons.
CUUCAAGAUGAAAGUAUUGCUUACUUUGGCUAUCCUGGGGGCCGUUGGUUCUCUAUUAACUCCUGUUAUCGCUCAACCGAAACAAUAUGAAGAACGCUUGCUUGACGCGCUUAGGAAAGUACAGGAUAAACCUUUAAAGUGCCAUUUACUAGGCGAUCUUGAAAAGAAAUUAAUUGUCAAUGGCAAAAUCGUCCCAGGUGAUCCUUCAGAUGCGGAACUUCCGAGGGAACUGGUUAAGAAUAAGUAUAACGAAAAAUGUUGGACCAUUGUGGAAGACGACAAAUGCGAACUUGCCUAUAAGCUAUUUGUGUGUUUAGUGCGCGUUACUGGUGUUUAUUUCUUCUUAUGAUAUUGAUCAGUUAACUUUUUUUUGUUGUUUAACCCAUACAUUUAAAGGAGAGCAACUAAUAAAAUUAUUUGGCUUCUGCCAAAGUAACAUAUCGUCUAA